Messenger RNA from Zingiber officinale, 1738 nucleotides. Its product is annotated as ureidoglycolate hydrolase-like. NCBI's taxonomy places the organism in Eukaryota, Viridiplantae, Streptophyta, Magnoliopsida, Zingiberales, Zingiberaceae. Gene Ontology annotation, molecular function: hydrolase activity, acting on carbon-nitrogen (but not peptide) bonds, in linear amidines. The record is from RefSeq and is a predicted model, not a curated record. The transcript has 12 exons. Bases 87 to 1529 code for a protein of 480 amino acids.
UCUCUAACCUUUUUGUUGUGUGACACGUCGUCCGAACCAAUGCGCACUGCCCUGUCCAUCUUGUCCUCUCUCCGCGAUCACGGCCCAUGAGUCCCAUUUCCUCUCCGACCAUGUUUGCAAGGAACCCUCUCCUCUUCCUCUUCCUCUUCCUCUUCCCAUCCCUCUCUUUGAUCUCCAAAGCGACCCAUGAUGAAGAAUCGACGAGGCGGACCAUGGAGGACUUCUCCGGGUACCCGACUGCCGCUCACCCUUCCGUGCUUUCCCUCUCACCAUCCUCCCUCUCUGUCGACGAGGCGGGAUUGCUGAGGCAGAUAGAUGAGCUGGCAGCCUUUUCAGAUACUCCUGCACCAUCGGUGACUCGCAUUCUGUACAGUGAGAAGGAUGUUCUGGCCAGAAGCUACAUAAAAAGCCUGAUGAAAGAAGCUGGCCUAUCUGUCCGUGAAGAUCAUGUGGGAAACAUAUUUGGCAGAUGGAAUGGCUCUGAUUCAGGUGUUGGAGCAGUUGCUACUGGUUCUCACAUAGAUGCAAUUCCAUAUUCUGGAAAAUAUGAUGGGGUAGUUGGUGUAUUGGGUGCACUAGAGGCAAUACGAAUCUUGAAAAGAAUUGGCUUCCAACCGAGGAAAUCUCUGGAGGUUAUCAUGUUUACUUCUGAGGAACCCACACGGUUUGGAAUCAGCUGCUUAGGAAGCCGCUUAUUGGCAGGGAUCCAUCCACUUGCAAAUGCACUUAAUAAGGCAGUUGAUAGCCAAAAUAUUCCCUUCUUUGAUGCUGCAAGAGGUGCUGGCUAUGAUGUACGCCAAGAAGAUUUACCAAAUGUGUUUUUGACAAAAACUAGCUAUUCUUCUUUUGUGGAAUUGCAUAUUGAGCAAGGGCCAAUUCUGGAGGAAGAAGGUGUUUCCAUUGGCAUUGUUACUGCAAUUGCUGCCCCUGCAAGCAUUAAAGUAGACUUUGAAGGAAAUGGAGGUCAUGCUGGAGCCGUCCUAAUGCCUGCAAGAAAUGAUGCAGGAUUGGCAGCAGCAGAGUUGGCGCUGGCUGUUGAAAAACAUGUGCUUGAAUCUGGAUCCAUUGAUACUGUUGGUACCGUAGGAAUUCUGGAGGUUCAUCCAGGAGCUAUCAAUAGCAUUCCAAGUAAAUCACAUUUGGAGAUUGACACACGAGACAUCGACAUGGAGAGAAGGAACAUUGUGAUUGAGAAAAUUCAACAAUCUGCUAUUAGGAUUGCAAAGGAGCGUGGAGUUGAAUUGUCACAGUUCGAAAUUGUUAAUCAAGAUCCACCUGCUCUUUGUGAUGGAUCGAUAAUCAGUGCAAUGAAAGCUGCAUCGCAACAUUUGAACCUGAGUCAUAGGUUGAUGAUCAGUAGAGCUUACCAUGACUCACUCUUCAUGGCCAGAGUAUCUCCAAUGGGCAUGAUAUUCAUUCCUUGCUACAAAGGUUACAGCCAUAAGCCUGAAGAGUAUGCAUCAAUUGAGGACAUUGCAAAUGGAGUAAAAGUACUAGCUCUCACUCUAGCCAAGCUAUCCCUGGACUGAUACUCUUAUCACAGCCAUUUGGAUCAAAGAACUUGUACACUUAACAAGCGUCUGUUGGGACCAUUGAUUUUGAAAUAAGCCAGCAUUUGUCAUGCUGAAGCCUUUAUAUCAUAAUUCUAUCAUGUUCAAAGAACAAUCUACAAAUUGUAAUGAUUUGUAUGGUAUUUUAGCGUAAUUACUACCUCAUUAACUGUGAAAUUCAACUUAAA